AUGGCAUUCCCACAAACCAUGCGAGACUUAAUGCUUGAGCCCCUGUCAGACCUCAAUGUGGGCCCCCACCAUACCCGAAGCUCCGCUAUUCAUCCAAUCAGGUACGUCGGAGAGCUUGGCCUAUGGGCCAUGUUCAAGUCCGACGUAUCACGAACGUUCAACGCCACACAAUGGAGCCAAUUACCGAUACUACCACUUCUAUCGAACAAUCCACUCAGGAACGAGCAUAGCCACUGCGGCGACGAGCACAGCGUACAGGCUCGAGUUCACGCUAGAGUUGGGCACAGUUUAAGCUUAGAUGCGCAAUAUCAAGGCUUAGAUCUCUCGUUUGGAGACUUCAAAUGCGUGCCGACAGCCUAUACCAAGGUACCAGACUUUAUCUUCUGGAGACCCUCAAGCUCUGUUGCUCUAGUUGCAGGAGAGGUUAAAGCCCCCUGGAUCAGGCGGCAUGACCUGGCUAGAGACGUGGGAGACGCCUUGUCUGUCUCAAGUGAUGCCCUUCGGGAUUACCUUGGCCAGAUUGCUGAGUACAUGCACGAUCUUGGACUCAAAUACGGCGUCCUCACUACGUACAGCCAGACGAUUUUUCUCCGCCAAGUUGUUCAUAACAUGAGAUGGAAGUUAGAAUUUUCGCCGGCGAUCAAGAACACUGAUAUGUUUCAGCCUCCUUCAUCGGCUACCUUAAAUGAUUACGCCUAG
Messenger RNA from Penicillium brasilianum, 699 nucleotides. The record is from the annotation of a GenBank genome assembly. NCBI's taxonomy places the organism in Eukaryota, Fungi, Ascomycota, Eurotiomycetes, Eurotiales, Aspergillaceae.